Messenger RNA from Hyaloscypha bicolor E, 1255 nucleotides. RefSeq lists its product as uncharacterized. Gene Ontology annotation, cellular component: mitochondrion. The transcript has 2 exons. NCBI's taxonomy places the organism in Eukaryota, Fungi, Ascomycota, Leotiomycetes, Helotiales, Hyaloscyphaceae. Gene Ontology annotation, biological process: mitochondrial respiratory chain complex I assembly; biosynthetic process. The coding region runs from base 22 to 1209 and encodes 395 amino acids. The record is from RefSeq and is a predicted model, not a curated record.
CAAUGGCAACGAGAUGUGUUUAUGAUAUUUAAUGUAAUGCGUUCUACGAGAGCGAGCGUGCGGCUUCGGAAAUGCCCCAGAAUUCUGUUGAAUUCGAGAUGCAAAUAUGCCACGACUUUAUACAGCACUCCAGCUCCGCAUGCAUCGCGACUAACAGACGCAGACGUGGAUGAAGCUCGAAAAUACUGUGCCAACCUUCUCCUGAAGUUCGAUUCGCCGUCCUUUACACUACAAACCUUCAUCCCUCCCUCCUCGAGAGAUGCCUACCUCUCGAUUCGGGCGCUCAACAUUGAGCUUGCCAGAAUACCGGAUCUUGUAUCCAACCCGACAGUCGGCGAACUUCGAAUGCAAUUCUGGCGUGACAACCUGACUAGAACAUUUGCGAGCACCCCCCCGAAAGAGCCCGUAGCCAUCCUGCUCCAUUAUGCUCUGGCAUCACUACAAUCAAGACAUCCUGGCAUAAGUACGAGUGUAAUGAAAGGAUGGUUUAUGAAAAUUGUCAAUGCAAGGGAGCAAUACAUGGACAAUCGACCAUAUACGAGCUUGGACGCAUUGGAAACAUAUGCGGAAAAUACCUAUUCAACCUUGAUGUACUUGACGUUGGCGGUUCUGCCGUUGCAAUCAAUGGCCGCGGAUCAUGUUGCAAGUCAUAUUGGAAAAGCAACAGGAAUUGCUGCCGUACUUAGGGGCUUGCCACUGAUAGCUUUCCCCCCACCACCAAACCAUCACAGCAAUAAUGCUGUGUUCAACGGAGCUCUUGGUGGAAGUCAAGGGACAUGUCAGGGUGCAGUGGUGCUACCAUUGGAUGUUAUGGCUGAAGCUGGGGUGAAAGAGGAGGAGGUGUUGAGACAUGGGGCUGAGGCUCUCGGUCUCAAGGAUGCCAUAUUUACGGUGGCAACACGAGCGAACGAUCAUUUGAUCACGGCAAGAGAAAUGCUGAAGAAUCUACAGCAAGGAAAAGACGUAGGGCACGAGUUUGAGCAUGCGGGGGAGGAAGGUCAUCAAUAUUCCGAAACCAGCUACAAAGAUCACUCCCAGGCGGAUGACAUAGAAAGGAGUUUCGGUGUAUUUAUGCCUGCUGUAUCUACAAGACUAUGGCUGGAAAAGCUGGAAAAGCUCGAUUUCGAUGUGUUUCGACCGGAACUGCGAGCUCGGGAGUGGCGACUGCCAUGGAAAGCAUAUUGGGGAUACUCCCAGCGAAAAUUAUAACUCGUCAAACCUUGAUAACUUGACAAAAUAUCACCUCUUAUCCAAC